Molecule: messenger RNA, 5431 nt
Organism: Peromyscus californicus insignis
Lineage: Eukaryota; Metazoa; Chordata; Mammalia; Rodentia; Cricetidae
Gene: Pla2g4f
Product: phospholipase A2 group IVF
Exons: 20
Coding region: 2194-4779 (861 amino acids)
Biological process (GO): glycerophospholipid catabolic process
Cellular component (GO): cytosol
Molecular function (GO): calcium-dependent phospholipid binding; calcium ion binding
Source: RefSeq, a predicted model, not a curated record
GAUGGAGGGCUGCUCCUCAGUAAACAUGAGCAAGAAACUAAGUCUCCUUGAGCCUGUUUUCCUUCUGAAGACUUCAAUGGAAAUGUUAAUAAGGGGGGAAUAGUUUAGCUAAGAAGAGAGGAUAAGAUGGUAAGUAUAAAAAAAAGAAAAUCAGAGUAACAGUCCUUACACGAAUGCCUCCAUCUGGUGCCAGCGGGUGUGGCUGUGGGUGUAUGGCUGACUCCGCAUGCCAGACUGUUCCCGUCUUCACACCGGGAACCCUGGAGUUCUGUGUUCACGUCUUCACACCGGGAACCCUGGAGUUCUGUGUUCACGUCUUCACACCGGGAACCCUGGAGUUCUGUGUUCCCGUCUUCACUCUGGGAACCCUGGAGUUCUGUGUUCCCAUCCUCACACUGAGAACCCUGGAAUUCUGUGUUCCCAUCUUCACUCUGGGAACCCUGGAGUUCUGUAUUUCCAUUUUCACACUGGGAACCCUGGAAUUCUGUAUUCCCAUCUUCACUCUGAGAACCCUGGAGUUCUAUACAAUCUAAAUGUCUAACACAGCAUUGCUUUGUGCCUCUUCUUAAAGUUCACUGUGGCCAGAAGGGUCCUGUGAGGAUGUGGAGUUGGUAGGAGUGAGGGACCCUGUUUGAAAAGUAAAGUUGACUCAUUUUGCCCAGCUCUCAAAUGACAAUUUGGUCCUUUGGUAAUGUCCCCUCCUUGAGCUGUCUGGCCAUUCUGUAGAUCCUCUGCCAAUGAGAAUCAUCCAGAACUUUGAGUUGAGGUGUGUCGGUUGGGGUAUGGGGAAAUGGCUUCCAAGAGGAGAAUGUGGUUUAAGCCAGAAAACACUCAACCAGCUAAUACUGUUCCCCUCCUGCCCAGGGCCAGGGCUUCAUGUGGAUUCAGGAGUAUUUACUUAUCCACAAGAUCAGCAAGGAGGCUGGAUUCAGAUCUCUGAGUCAGAUCAACUUCAGAAUCCACAGGAGGUGAAUCAGGCCAUUGCAGUUACAUCACCCUUGGAUCUGGAAUUUCUGGUCUGAACCUGCCUGUUUGAGAGUUGAUUCACCUUGGUAGAUGUCAUUUCAGCCUCCAGCUGUAUGUUUGGGGCAAGACAGUGGUGAUCACCUGAUUGUUUGAGAUAGGGGUCUCAUCUUGUCCCUCGAGCUGGUGUCAUAUGGCUGAGUUCAAGUCAGCCUCCUGACUCAGAAUGCUAUAUGCUGGGGUUCCAUGUACCACCACCUCUAGAUCUAGGAAAGUGUUGUGGUUAAAGAGAUGAAAGGGAUCUCCCAACAGUUCAGUCUCCUAGAAACUUCUUUUCCCAGCGACUGCUCCUACCCAGCCACCUAGAUGAUUGUGGUCCACAGGGAAGGAGAUGAUACAGGCGCAGCUGCAGGCUCCCACUCAUGGUCAUGAACACUUUAAAGCCUUUGCCUCUGGCCGUUUAAGGUCGGGGAGGCCCGCCUCUCUCCUGUCCUUAUUUAUACUGCCUGGCCAUGUCCCUGCCUCUGCCUGAAUCACCAGGCACUUCCAUCAGGAAGGGAGUCAUGAAGUGAAUCUUCCCAGGGUAGGGGUGACUUUGAGCAUAGUACAUUCAGAGUGUGCAGCAGGCCCUUUGUGUUGAGGGAAUAACAGGGAGGCCAAAAGAGAUAAAAUGUCUCGGAGUCUCCAUGAAACCCUGAACCAGAGAUUUCCGUACUUCUCCUCAAGAGCUGUGGGGAAAUUGGAACUUGGAGAAGGAAUAGUGUGAGGAUUUCUGGCAGCUAGAGGAGGUUAGCCCUGAUUCUGUCACCUCCUAACUUCUGCUAAUGCAGACUAGUUGGAAACAGGAAUGCCUCGGCUCUUGCCCUACCCACUAAACAGGACCAUGGCAAGGGGUGAGGGUGGUGUGAGGCUCUUGGUGUCUGCUUUCCACAACUAGCUCAGUUAGGCAGGGCCUGGGUUGGGGACCAGAGUGCUAAGCAGGACCCCAAGAUUCUCUUGGAAAGGGACCAACUUGCCUCUUGCCUGGGGAAAGCAGGCACCACUCAUUUCCUGGAGCACUUCCAACCCCACCUCCAGCCUGUGGCCACCCAGUACAAGUCCUCAGCACAGGCUUGCUCCACCCUCCCCAUCCUGUGCUGCCUGCCAGACCUGAGCUACAGUGAGUGUAGCCAGAGAGAGGGUGGCUCAGGAGAGCAGGCACUCUCUCUGCUGGGACCCGGGCUGCUGGCCAUGCCCGGGACCCUCUGGCAAAAGUGGCUGGCAGGCAAGGGACUGCCCCUUCUUGGAGCAGUGCUGCUGCGGAAGAGAGAGAAGAGGGGACCGCAAUGGAGGCAUUGGCAGCGAGAAACCCACCCAUAUUACGACCUUCAGGUGAAAGUGCUGAGGGCCAGAAACAUCCAGCACACCGAUCUGUUGUCCAAAGCUGACUGCUAUGUCCAACUGUGGCUGCCCACAGCUUCUCCUAGCCCCACCCAGACAAGGACAGUGACUAACUGUAGUGACCCAGAGUGGAAUGAGACCUUCUAUUAUCGGAUCCAUGGUGCUGUGAAGAAUGUCCUGGAGCUUACCCUUUGUGACAAGGAUGUCCUGGACAGUGACCAACUCUCCGUACUUCUGUUUGAUCUGAGUAAUCUCCAGCCUGGCCAGCCUCAUACACACAACUUCUCUCUGAACCAGCAGGAUUCACAAGAGCUGCAAGUGGCAUUUACUCUGGAAAAGAGUCAGAUGCCUGCAUCUGAAGUCAUCACCAAUGGGGUCCUGGUGGCUCAGCCCUGUCUGAGAAUCCAUGGCACACUCAAGGGAGACAAGACAGCCUCACUUGGGGAGCACGGCUUGAGGCAGAUCCAGCUGGCAGUGCCUGGGGCCUAUGAGAAGCCACAGCCAGUGUCUCUGCAGCAGACCACGGAGCCAGGCCUACCACCUACCUUCACCUUCCACGUCAACCCAAUGCUGAGCCCCAGACUACAUGUAGAGCUGCAAGAGAAGCUCCUGGUUCUGCAGAGUGGCCAGAAUGAUGAGCUGGAGGCUCAGACCAACAGGCUGAGCGAGACAGGCAUCUUGCUCUCCUCUCUGCCCCUCGGCCAGGAGGAACAGCACUUUGUGGUCCUGGAGGAGGGUCAGGAGGUGGCUCUGAGUGUGAAGGCGGAAAUGAGCUCUGGGGACUUAGACCUGCGCCUUGGCUUUGAGCUCUGCGAUGGGGAGCUGGAAUUUCUGGACAAGAGGAAGCAGGUUGUAUCCAAGGCCCUGCAGCGGGUGAUGGGAUUGCGCGAGGCUCUACACUGUGACCAGGUGCCUGUGAUCGCUGUGUUAGGCUCUGGGGGUGGAACCAGAGCCAUGACUUCCCUGUACGGCAGCCUGGCGGGGCUGCAGGAACUUGGCCUUCUGGAUGCUGUGACCUACCUGAGCGGGGUUUCUGGGUCUACCUGGUGCAUCUCUACACUCUACAAGGAUCCAUCCUGGUCCCAGAAAUCUUUGCAGGGCCCCAUUGGACGUGCCUCGGCUCGAGUCUGCAGCAGUAAGAUAGGAAUGCUGUCCGCAGAGAAGCUGCAGUACUACUCCCAGGAAAAGGAGGCCUGGGAGAGAAGAGGCCACAACAUGUCCCUCACGGACUUCUGGGGCCUCAUCGUUGAGUAUUUCCUGAACCAGGAGGAAAACCCUGCCAAGCUGUCAGACCAGCAAGAAAUAGUCAGCCAGGGUCAGAACCCUUACCCCAUCUAUGCCAGCAUCAAUGUCCACACAAACAUCAGUGGGGAAGACUUUGCAGAGUGGUGUGAGUUCACCCCCUAUGAGGUCGGUUUCCACAAGUAUGGGGCUUAUGUUCCCACCGAACUCUUUGGCUCCGAGUUCUUCAUGGGUCGGGUGCUGCAGCGCUGGCCAGAGCCCCGCAUCUGUUACCUGCAGGGCAUGUGGGGCAGUGCUUUCGCAGCCAGCCUAAGUGAGAUCUUCCGGAAGAUGGGAGGCUCGGGCCUGCGCCUCCUGGACUCCUACAAAGAGAGUGUCACUGUCACAGAUGACUGCCCAAAGUUCCGGUCGCAGGACCAGGACCCCACACGGCUGCGUACCAGGCUCUUCACCCCACACAGUCCCUUCUCUCAGGCUGUGCUGGACAUAUUCACCUCCCGCUUUACCUGUGCCCGGAACUUUAACUUUACCCAAGGCCUCUGCCUGCACAAGGACUAUGUGACUAGCAGGGAGUUCAUGGCCUGGAAAGGUGUGUGGUACCAUGUGGGAGGGGGGAACUACAGACACCCUGAUGCCUGCCCCAACCAGCUCACACCCAUGAAGGACUGCCUGUGCCUAGUAGACGGAGGCUUUGCCAUCAACUCGCCAUUCCCGCUGAUCCUGCAGCCCCGGCGGGCUGUGGACCUCAUUGUGUCCUUCGACUAUUCCUUGGAAGCCCCCUUUCAGGUCUUACAGCUGACGGAGAAGUACUGCCUGGACCGUGGAAUCCCCUUCCCCAGGAUUGAGGUGGGCCCCAAGGACUUUGAGAACCCCCGUGAGUGCUAUCUGUUCACCAAGGCUGAGGACCCCUGCUCGCCCAUUGUGCUGCAUUUCCCCCUUGUCAACAGGACCUUUCGCACACAUCUGGCCCCAGGUAUAGAACGACAAACAGCUGAGGAGAAGGCCUUUGGGGACUUCACCAUCAACGGGCCAGACACCCCCUAUGGAAUGAUGGACUUCACCUAUGAGCCCAAGGAGUUUGAUCGGUUGGUGACCCUGAGUCGAUACAACGUCCUGAACAACAUGGAGACUAUAAGGCAUGCCCUUCAGCUGGCUCUGGAUCGACGACAGGCUGGGGAAGGGGUUGGGGGCUGACCUGGUAGGAGUCAGAAGACUGUGGUAGAGAUGUGAUGGAGGGCCCUAGGCCAGGGCUUGCUGAGGGAGAAGACUUUAAGGAGCUUCUGUUUCCUACUUCUUCCUUGAGGUCUCCCAGGCCCCAAAGGUCUUGCCAGUGAGCUUGGAGCAGAACCUUCUCAUUCCCUAGAGAAGAUGGGACAGUCUAGCUCUCCAGGAGUGUUUGGAGACACUGGGCAGGAGAGGGCAGAUUCCAUAUUACAGUGGGGUGUACUGAGAACCAGGCAUCAGCCUCAUCAGAGGGCCCACCCCCUCCACAGAAGAGGAGGACCUCUGAAAACACCGUGGUUCUCAGCUUCACCACAGAGAGAGCUGUGGGCUGAGGAACCAGCUGUUCUCCUCAUACUGAGAUUAGAUGCAGAACCACAGCCACCCACACUUCCACAGUGGCCCAGCUCUGGUCCCCUCCAAAGCUCCUGAACUCAGUGAUGUCAAGAAUAAACAGGAGUUGUGUGGAUUGCCAGUCUGUGCCAUUGAAUCCAUGCCCUACUAAUUCUUCUCUGCAUUCUGGCCUCUCUGUCCUUCCUCAGAGGUCACCAGGCUCAUGGAGCUUAUGACAAGAUGGCCCACCCUGACAAGUGUGCACAGGACUUUACUCUUUGAACACAAACCA